This is a messenger RNA of Prunus mume (Japanese apricot), 1507 nucleotides long. The record is from RefSeq and is a predicted model, not a curated record. Lineage: Eukaryota; Viridiplantae; Streptophyta; Magnoliopsida; Rosales; Rosaceae.
UUGAAUUGGAAAUAUCCAUGUAUCUAUCUAUAUCUACUGUAAAAUUGCAUGCAUGUCUUCAAUCCCAUGCUGGUUGGUUGACAGUCAACAUGAUACAUGUAGAUUAAUCCAAUAAUAUUUUCAUGCGAAUUGAAGCAAGACCUCUCUCUCUCUCUCUUGAUUUUUUAACAUGGGAGAAGCACAAGAACUGCAGCUCAGCAUCAUGGGAAGCAAAUGAAGCAAGCUCACCAGGGCAUACAAAUGUUCCCAACCGGUCACUGCUUCCUCGGCACAGAAGUUUCAACUGGUGGCUUAAAGUGGCCAUUUAUGCAUUCCUUGUCAUCGCUGGCCAGUUAGCUGCAACACUCUUGGGAAGAUUGUACUUCGAUAAAGGCGGCGACAGCAAAUGGCUGGCAACAGUGGUACAACUUUGUGGCUUUCCUGUCCUGCUUCCUUACUAUUGCAUCCCAGCAGCAAGCAGAAAUCCAAUCACAAAAAAUAGUACCGUCCAAUUCAAACAACCGUCCACCUUAAUCCUUGCAUCAGUAAAUGGCUCUAUUCUCUUAUUAGCACUGGACUGCUACUUGUAUUCUGUAGGCCUAGCUUACCUUCUUGUGUCUACUUAUUCCCUCAUUUGUGCAUCCCAAUUGGCCUUCAAUGCUCUUUUCUCCUUCCUCCUCAACUCACAAAAGUUCACUCCCUACAUUGUCAAUUCUCUAGUUCUCCUCACCAUCUCCUCCACCCUCCUCGUGUUUCAAGGUGACUCCGCGGAUGACCCUAGUGGAGGAUCGAAAACAAAGUAUGCGAUCGGGUUCAUAUGCACUGUUGGGGCAUCAGCCGGAUAUGGAUUGGUGCUUUCCCUAACACAACUUGCCUUCAAAAGGGUUAUAAGAAAGGAGACAUUUAGAGUGGUCAUGGAUAUGAUAGUGUAUCAAGCUCUAGUUGCAACCUGUGUCAUCUUGGUCGGGCUUUUCGCUAGCGGAGAGUGGAAGGGUUUGAAGAAAGAGAUGGGGAUGUACAAACUAGGGACGGUAUCCUAUGUUAUGAAUUUGGUAUGGACAGCUAUAACAUGGCAGCUUUUUGGUAUUGGCGCAAUAGGCUUGAUUUUGGAGGCCUCUUCCCUCUUCUCCAAUGCCAUAAGUGCUAUGGGUUUGCCUGUUGUUCCAGUUCUAGCUGUGAUCUUCUUCCACGACAAAAUGGAUGGAAUUAAGGCAAUGGCCAUGGUUUUGGCCAUUUGGGGCUUUAUUUCUUAUGCUUAUCAGCACUACCUUGAUGAUCGUAAGUCCAAGAAUGAGAACAAAAAUGUCAAUGGUGAAGUUCCUGAAGCUUCAUCACUGGAAAAAAUUAAUGGUUGAAUAGAUUGGCUUCUGUAUAUCAUCAAUCUAAGUCUAGUUUUAUGCAAAAGAAGAAUUACAAGCUUUCCCCUUAGUUAACUACAGGUCGUUCUUAAUUAUAUGUUGACUGGUUUGUGACAUAUAGAUGCCCUUAUUCUGACUAAAGAAAACAUCAUUUUCUAAUUGAAUGUUCU